Molecule: messenger RNA, 3681 nt
Organism: Pieris rapae (cabbage white)
Lineage: Eukaryota; Metazoa; Arthropoda; Insecta; Lepidoptera; Pieridae
Gene: Doa
Product: serine/threonine-protein kinase Doa
Exons: 11
Coding region: 905-3430 (841 amino acids)
Biological process (GO): protein phosphorylation
Cellular component (GO): nucleus
Molecular function (GO): ATP binding; protein kinase activity
Source: RefSeq, a predicted model, not a curated record
ACUGGAGUGGAUCUGAUAUAUUAAUUCUACUUUAUAUUAAAUGAAUGUAUUUGUUUAUAGAAACGAUAAGCGUGAGACAGCACGCAGAGUUAUCGUGUUACAUAUCAUCAGACAUCGAAUGCUUUUUACGCCCGCAUCCGUUCUUCAUUGUUUAUAGGUCUUUAUGUUAUAGAAGAUAUCUGGGGAAAAUAAAAUCAAAUUAAGAAUUAGCAAAAAGACCGGGUGAGCAAUUUGCAAUGUUACGCUAUGACAUGUAUCGUCGCCUGCGCAUACGAUACAUUAGUAUUGUUCAUUGCGCGUGCUACUAACCCAAUUAGUAGUUUGACGGAAUAAUCUUGGCUGUCCCAUGCGGAGAAGAGUUACCCAAUUACAUGGAAUAUUAUUAUUUAUAUCGAUAAUAUUGUACUAAAAACUAUUGGCGAUGGAAGCGUUUAUUAAUUAUGUACCAAGUAGUAAUAGGAUUUAAAUUGACAUGCCAAUUUGAAACUCCCAAAUUAUAUCGUGUAAUUAAUUUGAACAUUUUAUCUUGGAAGAAUGUAUUGGCGAUUAAGAAAUUAUAACGGACGUAACGCGACGAAAAUGCGCGUGCCACGGCACCUCGGAGUGCGCAGGAGGGCGCUCCCACGGGUUACCGAUAUUUUUAGUUCGCAACCAUUACUUGGCACCGACGGCCGUACUCAGCUGCGCUAGUGAUCUUUCUCAAAUCCUAUCGCGCUUACUGCUCAAUCCCCGAGCAGAGUAUGACUAGUGCUAUGUUUGAAUUCACCCUCUAAGAUUUAACCCUAUGGUUCCAUUGUUUCGUUUCUAUCUAUAUGAAUUGAAUACUAAAAUGAACGCAGUAUCAGUGUUUGUUCCUGUGAUAAGAGUGUUUCAAUACAAUUGAACGAUUUAUUACUAAAUUACAAUGGCCGGUAUAAGUACGAGCGGAAGUAGUGCAACGAGUCCACGCCGCCAACGUUACAACCGAUCUUCUACAACAAGUGUUACUCAAUUGCUCUCCGACGGAUAUUCCAGUAUUAUCAAUCGAUUUACCCGUCGUGGACCGUCUGAGAAAAAUGAAGCCGUAAUGGACUCAAAAUUAACCAGUAGUGCCCGCAACAGAUACGAUGACAGUUUACUUACAAACAAAAAUCCCGCCUUGGCAAAUGUACGGCGUUAUGAGAACAAUAGUAGACGUAAUUUAUCCCCGUAUAAUUCCUAUAGUGGCUUAUCAUCUACUGCAAAGAAAUUUAGCGACGAUCGUACCUACAAUUAUCUCGGUGCAACCAAAACGCGUGUCAAUACAUCACCCUUACACGCUGCGUCUGGUUUCAGUGCUCUGGGCCGCAAUGACUCAUUUCGUAGAGCUCAUAUGAAAGACAAAUCAUCGCCACUCGUAAAACGAUAUCCGCUGAAGGAAGCAAACAACAAUAUUGAUAAUACAAUAACUUUGGGAAGUACUCGCAGUCGCUUGGAGGAUAAGUACUCGUCAGUUUUAGACAAAAUAGCUGUGAUGAAAAAGGAAAAAGCGAGAAAAGAAAUGGAGGAUCGCGAAAAAACAUUAGAACCUGAACCCACGCUUUCUCGAGGAUUAAUGAGAAGUUUUACGACUGCUGUUUUUGGUGAGAGUUCAUUUAAACGUCAUCAUAACUAUUCUCGUGAGAAAACAAGAGAUAAAACUCCGUUCCGGAACACUACUGAUCGACGGCUAUCGACACACAAACAAAGUGAUCGAAACGAACUGAAAAAUGGCUAUGACGCAAAUAAUAUAAAUUUUAAUUACGGAAAAGAUAGAAACAGCAUUUAUAGGAAACAUCAGAGAAGGUCACUACGUGCUGAAAAGAGUGAAAAUGAUCGAAAAACGACAAAACUUUCCUUACGACCUAUAGAUAUGAGCUUGCAAAGUGGAGCUCGAGAUCUAAUCUCACCACCUCAACAAACGAACGCAGAUUCUAAAAUUAAUAAUGUGAAAACACCCGCAUCUUCUCCCGCUAAAGAUGUCGGUAGACAAAAACAAAUAUAUUACCCAUCGAGCGAUGAAGACGACGACAAAACACCGGUCGGUGAUCAAAUACUGAACGAACGCGAGACUAGACGUAAAGAAAUACAGAGUUUGAUAAUGAAGUACGCUCAUUUGGAUGAGGUGUACGGACGCAUUACUGAUAAAGAGCCCAAUGGAUUAUCUUCAGCUCCUGCUAAGUUUAAGAAGCCAGAACCCAUCGGUAUAGGAGAUGUCGUGGCGCUUCCACCUGAGUUGAGGAGUCGACAAAGGCCCCAGCGACCGCGGCACCACAUACGUCAAGCGGCCACGCCGCCUAGCUCCCGUGCACGCUCCUCCGUCAAGGACGACAAGGAUGGACACCUGGUCUACUGGCCCGGAUAUGUCAUGGGAGCAAGAUACAAAAUCAUCGACACACUCGGUGAGGGCACAUUCGGCAAGGUGGUGGAGGUGAAAGAUUUGGAAAUGGAACACAGAAUGGCUCUGAAGAUUAUUAAGAAUGUCGAGAAGUACAGAGAGGCUGCAAAACUAGAAAUUAAUGUUUUGGAGAAUUUGGCUGAGAUUGAUCCAGACUGUAAGAAUUUGUGCGUGAAAAUGUUGGAUUGGUUCGAAUAUCAUGGACACAUGUGCAUCGCGUUUGAAAUGCUUGGACAGAGUGUGUUCGACUUCCUGAAAGACAACAGCUACCAGCCCUACCCGCUGGAACAAGUGCGGCAUAUCGCAUACCAGCUCAUAUACAGCGUGCUCUUCCUUCACGACAAUAAACUCACGCACACAGAUCUCAAACCAGAGAACAUCCUGUUUGUGGAUAGCGAUUAUGAAGUCGUUUCUGUAUAUAGUAGUUCUAAGAAGAAGCACGAGUUGCGUCGUGUGAAGCGCAGCGACGUGCGCCUGAUCGACUUCGGCAGCGCCACCUUCGACCACGAGCACCACAGCACCAUCGUGUCCACGAGACACUAUCGGGCACCAGAGGUCAUCCUGGAGCUGGGCUGGUCGCAGCCGUGCGACGUGUGGUCCAUCGGGUGCAUAAUGUUUGAGUUGCAUCUGGGCAUCACCUUGUUCCAGACACACGACAACCGAGAACACCUCGCCAUGAUGGAGAGGAUCCUCGGACCCAUUCCUUACAGAAUGGCAAGGAAAACACGAACAAAAUACUUUUAUCACGGAAAAUUAGAUUGGGACGAAAAGUCAUCAGCUGGCAGAUAUGUUAGGGAUAAUUGUAAACCUUUAUUGAGAUACAUGGCCAACACAAGUGAGGAACAUCGUCAAUUGUUCGAACUGAUCGCUCGGAUGUUAGAAUACGAGCCCCUGCAACGCAUCACGCUACGGGAAGCACUCAACCACCCUUUCUUCAGCAAACUGCCGCCGCACCAGAGGCUAGGCAGUGACCGCGCGCGUUGCAACGGCGAAGGGUCCGGUUCGCGUGAGAGGUCGCAUUCUUUGAGUAGGUGAGGCGGACGUGUCCGCCCGCUCUCCCCCGCACCACGCCGCCCCGAACACCGGAAGUAAGAAGUGACGUCGCCGAUGACGUCACCUCCUGAAAAAUCGAGGCGGCCACGGCUGAUCCGCUCCCCGCGGCGUCGUUGUAUAUAAACUUGUACAUUAUGAAGUGAUAAGUGAUAUUUUGUCGAACACUAGAUAAUUUUAUGUUGUGAAUCGGUACUUCUCUAUGUAUUUAUAAAUAAAGACUGUUGGUCUCAUUU